AUGAACUCGCUCCUCGCCUUCGCUGUGCUGGCUGCAUGGGCCUCGUCCCCAGCUCAUGGGAGCCUCUGGGAUCUGCAAAAGAUGAUCACGAAGGCAACGGGGAAAAACGCUUUGCUGCAUUACUCCUUCUACAGCUGCUACUGCGGCUUUGGGGGCAGAGGGCAGCCCAAGGAUGCCACAGACAGAGUGCAGCGCUACCGCUACGACUGGUCCAGCAGCAGCCCCUCCUGCAGAAAGGGCUUGUGGUGCUCCCAGCUCUCCUGCGAGUGCGACCGCAGCCUGGCGCUUUGCCUGAAGAGAAACGUCGGGAGCUACAGGCGGCGCCACCAGUUCUACCCCAAGCACCUGUGCCGGUGA
This is a messenger RNA of Nestor notabilis (Kea), 357 nucleotides long. RefSeq names its product calcium-dependent phospholipase A2-like. Gene Ontology annotation, biological process: arachidonate secretion; phospholipid metabolic process; negative regulation of T cell proliferation. The transcript is spliced from 4 exons. The record is from RefSeq and is a predicted model, not a curated record. NCBI's taxonomy places the organism in Eukaryota, Metazoa, Chordata, Aves, Psittaciformes, Psittacidae. Gene Ontology annotation, molecular function: phospholipid binding; calcium ion binding. The coding region runs from base 1 to 357 and encodes 118 amino acids.